Alternaria arborescens is the source of this 4839-nucleotide messenger RNA. RefSeq lists its product as hypothetical. Gene Ontology annotation, molecular function: GTPase activator activity. Gene Ontology annotation, cellular component: TSC1-TSC2 complex; cytoplasm; nucleus. Gene Ontology annotation, biological process: positive regulation of GTPase activity; regulation of small GTPase mediated signal transduction; negative regulation of TOR signaling. The record is from RefSeq and is a predicted model, not a curated record. NCBI's taxonomy places the organism in Eukaryota, Fungi, Ascomycota, Dothideomycetes, Pleosporales, Pleosporaceae. Bases 1 to 4839 code for a protein of 1612 amino acids. The transcript is spliced from 2 exons.
AUGUCUCCGCCGCCCGACCAUGUCCCCCACACGCCCGACCGCCGCUCCUCCACCCAGGCGCUCUUCACAGCCUUCCGCUCUCUGACGGGCGGCCGUCUAAAGAGCCCGACGCCGCCGCCCUCUGUCUCGUCUGCCACCAGCACGCCUGCGCGCACUCCCUCGCUGGGCACCAUACGUCCCGGCUCCAUCCCUAGCCCGCACUCAGCCGACGGUACCCUUCAACGCAUCAGCCAGGUCACAGGCCAGCGGACGGGCAAGCCUGUUACCGGCGGACCACCAGAACUCGACGACCUGAUCGAGCAGCUGCAUCGGAACCGCCCCUUCGCCGAGCGCGCCGUGGCCGUGGACAAGAUAUGUGACAUCCUCGAGGCGUAUCCCGUGCAGAACAUACUGGGGCUAUGGUCUGUCGCAAGCGACUUGCUCCUUCCCGAACAGCCAGACGAUGUCGCAGAGGCGGGGUACAAGCUCCUGAAGAGCUGUGCGUCCCUGUCUGACCUGGCCAGCAUCGAGCGCACUCUCUUCUUCGACGCCGCUUGUCUGCGUAAGAACGACCACUUCUUCGACCGGAGACUUGAAGUCAUUACCACUCUCACCAAUCAUGGGCGCGACAUUGAUUCGUGCGAGUCGGGCAUGGUCUCCUUCAUCCUGACCUCCUUGGACAGCUGCUUCCAGGCUAGUUGUGAUGCCUUCCGCGGCAUGAGGAGCAAAGCGAAUGGGAAAAGGAGUGCCGCCAACCCUCCCCAAGAAGCCGCAAACAUGUUUCGAGCCUUCCAGUAUGCUACCGACAUCUGCAAGUUCAACGCCAAAGUUUUUACCGACGACGACUUGGAUCUUCUCAUACGACGGACGGUCGCUAUCUGCAGGGCUACAACUCAUCGACCUGAUGUCGAGUGCGGCGUCAAACUUUUCGAUACAAUCGUCACCUACGUCCAUAUCCCGAGGCGCUCACUUCGCAUGUGUCUCGAGGUUUUGUGUGAAAUCCACAAGAGAAUCACCGAACUUCAGGAUCAAGCCUGGAAUACGUUGAGCAACCUGUUCAAGUCUCAUGUUGGUCAGGCUGCUAUAUCCGAACUGCUGCAUAUGCUUCUGGACGGCCCAAGCCGAGAGACCUUGGAAAACGACGGGCUCAAGAGGAAGCUAGAGAGCAUGUACAGGGGCACGACUCUGGUCUUGCGCCUUCUCCUCUUAGAGGACGGCCGAAAUGAGCUGCCCAAAGUGCCCCUGUCCCUGCUCUUCCCAGCUUUGAACGCUUCCAUCAAGAUACCAGGUACCGACCAAGAGCAGAUAGUGGUCAGCCUGAUAGAUGCGGUUCUAGCUCAAGAAGGCAUGAGGGACCUGUUGCUUGCGGAAAGUGACUUGGGAGACAUGCUUCAAGUUAUACGUGUAUGUGCAGAACGUGACGACGAGCGUAUCCGAACCAAGACGACUAGGUUGGCAGAUCAUGGAAGCGACACAAAGAAGGACGUCAUUGAAAGACAGAUGUCGCCUCAUGGAGACAGCUCAUCCAAUGCUAGCAGAGCAGAGCAUAGCAACGACGCUUCUGCACCCCACCCGGAGCUCUUGCGGCGUGACUCAGAUGACGGUAUAUAUCAAGUGUUGGUCAAACUAGAUCACAUGAGCGACGCACUCGACUUCAUCCAACGCGAGGCUGUGAUGGAGCUCUUCUUGCUAAUCUCACACCGUAUCAGUGAUGCGACUGCGGAGAGGGUCAUACAAUACUUUGCCACCGGACGCUACCUCAACCCUUCGAACGCCGGGUGGCUUGAUCUUUGCCACCGUCUGGUCUCUGGUAUCUUCGACGAUGCUACAAGACCGCGCUCACUUCGAUUGCUCGUAAUCCAGUCGCUACGGGAAACGCACGAUGCUGUUGAGUUACUGUGUUCGAGCCAAAUAGUAUUGGAGUCCGAAGAACUUCUUCUCAGCCGGAUCCAAAAAGAAGAGGACAUAGAAGUCUUGCAAGAACUGGUGGACUUCGCGAUGAAGGUCGCUGAUCAAGCAUCAACGGCCCGCUUCUCACACAUUGUUCUCAUUUUACAGCGACGUCUGGACCGCCCACAAGCUUCCAUGACGUCCUCUCUACCGUCAUGGCAGUCUCACCCCUUUCUUCUCAAAGAAGAUGGUUGUUCCCCUUGCAACAUCAUCGCAACUGCUUACGUACGGCUCUUCACUCGAAGCGUGACACAUUCGGCGCAAAAGACACGCAUUCUUUACGAACUACUACGGCAAAUUGCUGGAAGGGACGCCUAUGCGCAUGAUGCACGUCUUACUGCUCUCAAACUACUAUUCCGGUUACGCGCUGAUGCCCGCCACGCUCUGAUAGUCAGCUCUGACCCUGAAGGCCAGAGGAUUGCCGCUGAACUUUGCCGCACCGAGGAAACAGCGGUUGCACCGGAGAAGAUGGAUGAAGGCUCAGCGGGUGACCAUAGCAGAUCAGAAGAUACUCUCUCGUGGCGCGAGCAACGCAAGACUUCUGGUUCAAGUCCUCGGUCUUCCCUCAAUCGACAUACAGGCCGCACAACUGCUCCAGCCGGUCGUGUUUCGAAACCGAUACCUCCCUUGUGGAUGUAUCCUGGUCCCAAAGGAUUACCUGAGGAACCUCCAUCUGACUCAAGCCGGGUCGUGUUCUCUCACAUUGACGCGGCAAAAUAUCCCCUGGAUGAUGACAUCUUAGACAUGGAAAUUACACUGUGGCUCGAGUUGAUCAUCUCACUUCUACAGAGACCACCUGACUGGGAGAUCUAUAGUUACGUACUCGUCCAUCUUGGACCUCAACUCUCGAACCAGGCGCUGGUCCGCAGUUGUGUUGCUCAGCUCAAGAUGCUGCGAAAUGUUCUUUGUGAACAGGUGCGGAAUGCGAGCUUCCACGAACCUCCGCCACACACGCUUCUGAAAAAGGCUGAUGUUGCAGUGUGCCUGUUUCACAUACUGACUAUCAUCAUCAGCUAUCACGAGUAUUUCGAAAAGAGCGAAGAAGACGAUCUUGUUAAAGCAUUCCUGCAGGGCAUCGUACAAUGGGAUAGAACUUCAAAAUGGUGUAUUCACGCACUGUCGGUCUGCUGUUUCGAAAUCCCGCUCUCGGUUAGCAAGUCGCUUGACAGCAUUAUUCAGAAAAUGUCGCAAAUCAUCACUAAGCCGGCCACGGCGAUACACAUCUUGGAGUUCCUCACUUCUUUAGCGCGUCUUCCGGAGCUCUUCAAGAACUUCCGUGAAGACGAGUUCAAGUUGGUUUUUGGUGUGUGCUUCCGAUACCUACAACACAUACGCGACCAGCGUGACAGAACGGUCAAUGGGCAUUCGUUGCAAAGUGGGCAUCGGACCCUGCGGCAUAGUGGUGCAUCGCGAGACUUUGCGGCAUCGUCAGAUUCCAUUGCAAACAAGCCAAGAAGUGUUGAGGACGACUUACCCCAGUAUCUUUACUCGCUCGCGUAUCACGUCAUUACAUUCUGGUUCAUGGCAUUGAAGAUGGAGGACCGUCCGAAGCAGAUACCGUGGAUCACGAAGAACCUAUACUAUACCGAUAGCUCUGGGAGGCAAGUCAUGGAAGAGCAAGGACAAGUCAUUUUAGAUAUCAUGAAUAUGGUAGCGUAUACAGAUCGCGAUGAGACGACGCGGGAGGAGAGCUCCUUCAAACCUGGUGAUGGCGAAGUCUGGAAGAAGACCUGGAUCGUUGGUAAUGCUCUUAUAACAAUAGAGACUGCGGCAAGGACAGGUGCCUCCGUCGUUACAACACGUCGGCCAUGCGGUACUCGCUUCAUCAAGGUGCGGCCCCUAAUUACCUCACCGCCGCGACAUCAAGUACCGAUCACUAUCGGCCUUGCCUCUGAAGCAUUCUACUCCAACACUUAUGUUGGAAUUCUACCAGACGACAUCUUCCAAUCCUUCUACGCGCCGCUCGACCUCAGUAAUCCGCCAAUUCCUUUGCCCGACGACGAGCCGACACGCCGUGCUAUUACUACAUUCGACCGAAUCGCAACGGUUGACAACUACAAAGUGGGUGUCAUCUAUAUUGGCGAAGGCCAAACGAACGAAAGAGAUAUCUUCAUGAACGACAUGGGGUCCCCAGCGUAUACCGCGUUCCUUAGCGACCUAGGUACCUUGUGCCGUCUGAAGGGUGCAAAAUUCAACACUGGUGGUCUGGACACUCGCGAGGAUAUUGAUGGCGAGUUUACCUAUUGCUGGCGCGACCGCUGCAUGGAGCUCGUCUUCCACAUUCCUACAAUGAUGCCUACCAACCGCGAUGACGACAUGACAUACCCAAACAAAAAACGACAUAUUGGUAACGACUUUGUCAACAUCAUCUUCAACGACUCAGGGUUACCUUACGAUUUUAACACAUUCCCGUCCGCCUUCAACUACGUACACAUCGUGAUUUCCCCAGAGUCUAGGGCUAGUUUCGUUGACCGUCGACUGGACGCAGAUCCCGACGGCAGGAAUCGCUACUACAAGAUCCAGACCAUUUCAAAGUCAGGCUUCCCCGAUAUAUCUCCUGCUGUCGAGACAAAGAUUCUGUGUGGCAAGUACCUUGCUGACUACUGCCGCCUUAUGGCCAUCAACGCGGUCGUCUUCUCCAGUGUAUGGUACAUUCGUGAAGGAGGCGAGUCUAUAUCAUCCUGGCGUAACCGACUUCGCGAGAUCAAACGCCUCCGGGAGCGCUACGGCGCAAAUGAUGCUCUGCCAAGCCACCCACCACCUUCGUCACCAGCGGGAAGUCAGGGUUUGUCGAGCCCGCCAUCUCGCGAACAAAACCUAGUUUCGCCGUUCCAGCGCAUGAGUAUCGCGACUCAUAUUACCGAUGGUACCAGUCGCAGUUCCGUCAGCAGCUCCUCGCACGAUGUUUGA